This is a messenger RNA of Diplodia corticola, 3795 nucleotides long. RefSeq names its product dna-directed rna polymerase iii subunit rpc2. Gene Ontology annotation, biological process: DNA-templated transcription. NCBI's taxonomy places the organism in Eukaryota, Fungi, Ascomycota, Dothideomycetes, Botryosphaeriales, Botryosphaeriaceae. The transcript has 3 exons. Gene Ontology annotation, cellular component: RNA polymerase III complex. The coding region runs from base 1 to 3795 and encodes 1264 amino acids. Gene Ontology annotation, molecular function: ribonucleoside binding; DNA-directed RNA polymerase activity; DNA binding. The record is from RefSeq and is a predicted model, not a curated record.
AUGCCGCCCAAGGCGAAGAAGACGGACGGUCCUCAGGAUACGGCCGACGGCGCCGCUCAGCCCGCCGCCACAAAAGCCGUGCGCAAACCGCGCGCCGUCCCGCGCAGAAAACCCGCUGAUACAUCCGCCGUCGCCGCCGCCGCCGCCGCCGCCGACUCGACCGAGACGCACGAAGCUACCGCUAAUCCCUCACAACCGACGACGACCUCGAACGAGACGACGACCACGACCACGACCACGACUACGACAGACAAGCCCUCGGCGCCGCAACAGCAGAAUGGGACCUCAGCGCCCAGCACCGGCGCGAAGAAGCCACACAAGCCGCCGCAGCAGCGCCGGCGGGCGGACGACGGCAUGGACAGCGUGCUGCAGCCCUUCUACCACGGCAAGUCGCUGACGGACCCGAUCGACACGGCCGAAGACAAAUGGAACCUGCUACCAGCAUUCCUCAAGGUGAAAGGGCUGGUAAAACAGCACAUCGACUCGUUCAACUACUUCGUCGACGUGCAGCUCAAGGAGAUCCUGCGCGCGAACCAGUACGUCUACUCGGACGUGGACGACAAGUUCUUCUGGCGCUACGCCGACGUGCGCGUGCUGCGCCCCUGCCGCGUCGAGGAGGAGAACGUGCGCGGCAUCCAGAGCACGGUGACGCCGAAUGAGUGCAGGUUGCGCGACAUGACGUACGCGGCGCCGAUCGUCGUCGACGUCGAGUACAAGAAGGGGAACGUCAAGGUGAAGAGGAAGGGGAUACACAUCGGGCGGAUGCCGAUCAUGCUGAGGAGCAACAAGUGCCAUCUGUGGGGCAAGUCGGAGGGGCAGAUGGGCCAGCUGGGGGAGUGCUCGAUCGAUCCCGGCGGGUAUUUCAUCACGAGGGGGCAGGAGAAGGUGAUUUUGGUGCAGGAGCAGUUGAGUAAGAACCGCGUCAUUGUGGAGUCUAUGAAGGGGAUUAUACAGGCUUCGGUUAUCAGUUUUACGGUCGACCGCAAGUCCAAGGGCUAUGUGCUUUUGAAGAAGGGCCUGCUUUACUUGAAGCACAACACCUUUACUGAGGAUAUCCCGGUCGUUAUUGCGUUCAAGGCCAUGGGGAUCCAGUCCGAGCACGAAAUCCUGCUUUUGGUGGCUGGCGACGAUAGCGCGUACCAGGACGAGUUUGCCGUCAACUUUGAGGCGUGCUACAAUGAGAAGAACGAGAGGAUAAACACGCAGAACCAGGCUCUGGAAUACAUCGGCCAACGGACGCGUCAGCUCAGGAAGCCCAUUGGAAACAGACAAGCCAGGAACAUGCAGCAGGAGGCCAUCGACGCCCUCUCGAACAUGAUGAUGAGCCACGUCCCCGUGGUCGGCAUGAACUUCCGCCCAAAGGCACUCUACAUCGCGUACAUGACCAGGAGGGUUCUGAUGGCCAUCCACGACCCGAAGAUGGUGGACGACAGGGAUUACGUCGGAAACAAAAGAUUGGAGUUGGCCGGACAGAUGAUGGCACUGCUGUUCGAAGACAGCUUCAAGAGCUUCAACUACCAGUUCAAGGCCGCCAUCGACAAGAUCCUCAAGAAGCCGAACAGGGCCGCGGAAUUCGAUGCCUACGAUCAUAUCCAGACGCACGGUUGGAGCAUCACUGCGGGCAUGGAACGAGCGAUUGCCACGGGCAAUUGGAGCUUGAAGCGUUUUCGCAUGGAGAGAGCGGGCAUCACCCACGUUCUCAGCCGCCUCAGUUACAUUUCCGCCCUCGGUAUGAUGACCCGUAUCACUUCGCAGUUCGAGAAGACAAGAAAGGUCUCGGGUCCUCGUGCGCUCCAGCCUUCGCAAUUCGGUAUGCUGUGCACUUCAGAUACCCCCGAAGGUGAGGCCUGUGGUCUGGUCAAGAACUUGGCGCUCAUGACGCACAUCACGACCGAGGUGCCGGAAGAUCCCGUGAGGCGGAUAGUCUUCAUUCUCGGUGCCGAGGACGUGCAAUCGGCGAGCGGCACCGAGUUGUAUUCCGACGGGGCCUACAUCAUCUUCGUCAACGGUUCGCCCUUGGCGCUCACCCGCGAACCCAGGCAGUUCCUGAACGGCUUCCGCAAGUUCCGUCGCAUGGGCCGUAUCUCUGAGUUUGUCAGCAUUCACAUCAACCACCACCAUCGCGCUGUGCAGAUCGCUACGGACGAAGGCCGCAUCUGCAGGCCGUUGAUUGUUGUCGAGCGUGGAAAGUCCAGGGUGUCUGCACGGUACCUCAGGGCUUUGCAGAAGGGUACCAUGGAGUUUGAUGACUUCCUUUCUCGCGGUCUCGUCGAGUACGUCGAUGUCAACGAGGAAAACGACUCGAACAUUUGCAUCUACGAGAAGGAUCUCAAAGAACACCAUACGCAUCUUGAAAUCGAGCCCUUUACGAUUCUCGGUGCCGUCGCUGGUCUCAUUCCCUACCCCCACCACAACCAGUCUCCUCGUAACACCUACCAAUGUGCCAUGGGCAAGCAAGCCAUCGGCGCCAUUGCUUACAACCAGUUCACUCGUAUCGACACUCUGCUCUACCUCAUGGUCUACCCCCAGCAGCCCAUGGUCAAGACGAGGACGAUCGAGCUCAUCAAGUACGACAAGCUUCCCGCCGGGCAGAACGCCACUGUCGCCGUCAUGUCUUACUCCGGUUACGAUAUUGAGGAUGCUCUCGUCAUCAACAAGGCCUCUUGUGACAGAGGAUUCGGUCGUUGCCAGGUGUUCAAGAAGGCUAGCGCGACACUCAAGUCAUAUGCCAACGGCUCCCAGGACAAGAUCACGGGCCCAGAGAGGAAUGCCGAUGGCCCCAUCAACGCGAGGCACAAGAAGCUCGGCGAGGCCGAUGGCAUCGCGGAAGUCGGCAUGCUCCUCGAGAAGGACGACGUCUACCUCAACAAAUUCGUGCCGACCCAGACGAACCCCGUCGGCCUCGAGGAGGGCAGGAGGAGACCGCCGCAGGAGUUCAGGCCGACACCCAUGAGCUACAAGCUGCCCGACCCCGCCUACGUCGACAAGGUCCUCCUCACCGAAAACGAAAACAGCACGCCCGUCAUCAAGAUCCAGACGCGCCAGACGCGCCGGCCCGAGCUGGGCGACAAGUUCUCCUCGCGCCACGGGCAAAAGGGCGUCGUGGGCAUCAUCGCCGAGCAGACGGACAUGCCGUUCAACGACCAGGGCAUCUGCCCGGACAUCAUCAUGAACCCGCACGGCUUCCCGUCGCGCAUGACGGUCGGCAAGAUGCUCGAGCUGCUGUCGGGCAAGGCCGGCGUGGUCAGCGGCGAGCUCCAGUACGGCACCUGCUUCGGCGGCAGCAAGGCCGAGGACAUGUCGCAGAUCCUGCUCGAGGCCGGCUUCUCCUACUCGGGCAAGGACAUGCUGACGUCGGGCAUCACGGGCGAGUCCCUGCCCGCCUACGUCUUCUUCGGCCCCAUCUACUACCAGAAGCUCAAGCACAUGGUCCAAGACAAGAUGCACUCGCGCGCGCGCGGCCCGCGCGCCAUCCUCACCCGCCAGCCCACCGAGGGCCGCUCCCGCGACGGCGGCCUCCGCCUCGGCGAGAUGGAGCGCGACUGCCUCAUCGCGUACGGCGCCAGCCAGCUGCUGCUCGAGCGCCUCAUGCUCAGCUCCGACGCGCACGAGUGCGACGUCUGCGACGUGUGCGGCAUGAUGGGCUACCAGGGGUGGUGCCAGAGCUGCCGCAGCAGCAAGGGCGUCGUCCGCAUGACGAUCCCGUAUGCGGCGAAGCUGCUGAUUCAGGAGCUGUUGAGCAUGAAUGUCAAGGCGAGCUUGAGGCUGGGGGACGAGUUUCCGGUGGAGGAGUAG